This is a messenger RNA of Vigna unguiculata (cowpea), 1542 nucleotides long. RefSeq lists its product as uncharacterized. The record is from RefSeq and is a predicted model, not a curated record. Lineage: Eukaryota; Viridiplantae; Streptophyta; Magnoliopsida; Fabales; Fabaceae.
AAAAGAAUACACAUAUUUACGUAGUAGACUCAGACCCGCUGUUUGUAGCUGCUUCCUUUCUUAGUUGCGACGCCAUUGGCUUUUGCGGGUGAAACUGCUUCCUUGUGGCUAGGUGAACCUGGAAUGAUGAUUUUCAUCGCGCCGCCUCCUUUUGGUCUGAUGAGACCACGGUUGUGAUCAUCUAGGCCAGGUAACCACCACGUUGCAAAAUUUAGGCAAUUGGAGCUUUGACGCACUUGCACGUGCCACCUCAACCCUCAUUGCCACCGGUAGUUCUUGCUGCAUGUGGUGGCAUGUCCAACCUCCUCUCUAGUGAUGACCACCAACAUCGGUCUCGUCUCUCCAUCUUUCUAGAUUUCGUGAUGAUCGCAAUCACUCUCACAAGCAAGGCAAAGGGCGUCUCAAGUGCGAACAUUGUCACAGGCUCAAUCACAGAGUUGACUGGUGUUAUGCUUACAUGGUUUGUGUUGUGACAUAGCAUUGCAUACUAUUGACGUGGGAGAAGUUGUGUAUCUAGUGAGUUGAUUAGGGAUAGAAGGUGGUGAUUCGAGUUCAACAUUCAGCAAUGGAUGUCGACGAAGCAGAGAGUGAAGUUUCAGUUUCUUCUGCUAUUGCCAAUUCAAUCGCUCCUCGGCAGAAUCAAUUUCUUUCUCCGGAAGAUCUUGCUUGGGCUGAUUCCUGCCUAGUUAAAGAUUCUUCUGAUAUUUCAGAAACUGAUUGGAUCCCUUUGAAAAGUGCUUUAUUAGAAAUUAUCAGCUCCCAGUCUGAAUUUUCCAGAGAAGAUAUAGAAAUUCCUCCCCACUCUCUUAGUUCUGAAAGUAUUACUAUGGAACUUAAUCAGCAAUCUUCAACUUCUGACGGGAGACGAUUAUCUGAGUCGUCUUCAACAUAUAAUGUGAACCCAUUAAGUGUGGUAGCAGAAACAAGCAGUGAUGAAAUUCCAGAUGAUGAAACGAUUGCCAACUUGCCAUCUCUCAAUCCUUUUCUGCCAACUUAUAAUGAAAAUCUGGAGGAGAAGAAAACCAUUGAUUUUGGAUUUGAUCUGGAUUCUUCCUCUUACGAGACGGAGCAACUCGCUGACAAUAUCUUCAAAAUUUGGGAUUUAGAUAUUCCAUCUGAAGAAGGUGAACUGGUUAAACAGUUGGAUAAAGCCUUGUCAGAGAAUUCCUUUCAAACAGUGUCAUCAUCUUCUGAUGACCCAGUGAAAUGGACGGACAUGAAGGACAGCUCAAUCGAUGAUCUUGUUGCUGAAAUUGCUGACUUGUCAUUAAACAGAAGUGCAUAGUGUUCAUUGAGUUUUACGUAGGUUUAAGAUUGUUCAGUUAUUUAUGCUUACUGUGAAGUAUUAGUAUUUAGAAGUUCGAAGCCUCUUUUGCUGCAAUGUUGAUAUUUCUUUUAUUUGGAACAAUGACCAAGCCCUGAGUUAUCUUUGCAACAUAUGAUUCUCAUCUGUUGUAUACAAAGCUGCCCGUUAUCAAGACAAUUGUGUAAAGGGAUCGAGAAACAAAGGAAAACACAGGACAUACAUUAUUUUAGUGCUUA